CGCCGCACUGUGGCGGGUGGUAGUGAAAACAGGUGGCGAAGAAGAAGAAGGUAGGAAAAAAUCCUUUUAUUCUCGCAUUUUGGGGCUCAAAAAAUCCGCCGGGGUGGAAUCUGUGCAUCAGUUUGCGACGUAUGUGAGCAAGUGCGGCCGCAGAAUCAUGAGUAAGAUGACGAAGAACAAAUUCGGGCUGGUUCUGCCGCCGGGAGCAGUGACAGCUUCGGCCGCCCCACCGCAGUCCCAGUCAACUCCGCCGAUUCGGACGCCCUCGAGUUCAGAUCCCUUCUCGCCGAAUCCGUCAAACAUGAACCGACAGAUGUUCGGGAAGCAGAAGACCAGCAUCGAGGCUCUGACGGAGACUCUGGAGGAGUUAGAGAUGGACGACACUGCGCGCAAGAGGAUCAAGGUGUUCCUCAGCCAGAAGGAGAAGAUCGGGGAGCUGAGCGACGAGGAUCUGGAGAAACUGGGCGAGCUGGGCUCCGGCAAUGGCGGUGUGGUGAUGAAAGUGCGUCAUGUUCCCACGCAGCUCAUCAUGGCGCGCAAGCUGAUUCAUCUGGAGGUGAAGCCGGCAAUUAAGAAGCAGAUCAUCAGGGAGCUGAAGGUGCUGCACGAGUGCAACUUCCCGCACAUCGUGGGCUUCUACGGGGCCUUCACGAAUGACGGUGAAAUCAGCAUUUGCAUGGAAUACAUGGACGGAGGCUCUCUGGACCUAAUUCUGAAGCGCGCCGGACGCAUUCCCGAGGCGAUUCUGGCCAAGAUCACCGCCGCCGUGCUCAAAGGACUGAGCUAUCUGCGGGACAAGCACGCCAUCAUGCACAGGGACGUGAAGCCGAGCAACAUUCUCGUUAACAGCAGUGGCGAGAUCAAGAUUUGUGAUUUCGGUGUGUCUGGACAGCUGAUCGACUCCAUGGCCAAUUCCUUCGUGGGCACGCGGAGUUACAUGUCGCCAGAGCGACUCCAAGGCACACACUAUUCCGUGCAAUCUGACAUCUGGUCGCUGGGCUUGUCGCUGGUCGAGAUGGCGAUCGGAAUGUAUCCAAUUCCGCCGCCGGACGCCAAGAUGCUGGAGUCGAUCUUCGGGGAGAAUGGCGAGGACAGCAGUUCUUCCAUCAUCGAGCCCAAGCCGAUGGCAAUCUUCGAACUCCUGGACUACAUUGUCAACGAGCCACCGCCGAAGCUGGAGCACAAGAUCUUCUCAGAGGAGUUCAAAGACUUUGUUGAUAAAUGCCUGAAGAAGAACCCCGACGAGAGGGCAGAUCUCAAGACUCUGAUGAACCACCCGUGGAUCAAGAAUGAGCGCGAGGACGUGGACAUUGCCGGAUGGGUGUGCAAAACCAUGGAUUUGCCCCCAUCGACGCCUAAGCGAAACACCACACCAAACUGAAGGGAUUUUAUUCCUCCCAAAAGAGUCAUUUUACUGAAUGUUUUAUCGAGAAAUUCUAUCAAUGUCCAGCAUCUUGAAUUUAUUGCCAUCCGAGAGAGCUCAGAUUGUCUUCUAUUUAUUGUAAAUACCAGAGAGAUUGCGAAUCCCGCUCAUCCAGAGCUGGAUUCUCACCCCAAAGUCACCGAAGAGAGCGUCGAAGAACAUUCCUCACCAUGUGUUUGUUCCUCCAGAACUGAAGGAAUGGUUUUUCGUGUAAUUUUAAAGUCCUGAGUUUAUUUAUUGCAGUCUAUUUUCUACAGAUUUAUUUUAGGGUAACCAUACAAUUAAUUAUCUCUAUAUAUUUCAUGUGUUAAUUCAGAGUAUUCGUAAUAAAAAUAUCAAAUUAGAAAUCAAAUGGCAUUUGAGGUGCUGAAAUUUUGUGUAUCAAUCGCAGUGAGGAAGGGAUUGUUGACUGUGGUCAGUUUAGCGAUCCCAAAUCGAUCCAAAUGGGCCAAAUUGUUCGUGACAUUAUCAAUGUAACUGUUGCUUUAAACCGGGCUUUUUCACUACUCAAUAAUUGACUGAACUUCUGUGUCAAUUUUUGAUCAAUCUCUGUGACCUUUUUCACAAGCACAGAAAAGUGAGAAAGGAAUAUUUUGCUGCGGUAAGUGCAUUUAUUGAGAUCUUAUCGUUAUUCUUCCAUCAUUUGUGGAUUUCCUCUAAUUCCCUGACUCAAUUCACUCAGACAUGGCACAGCUAUCAUUGGAGGAAUUGCAAAUAAAAAUUGAAAAAUUACUUCAAAUACGCAAUAAGUUGCUUCAGAUGCGCGAAAAAUCACUUCAAAACCGCGCCAAGAUUGAGGUCCUGAAGGUGAAGUUGGCGGAGCAGGGCGAGGAAUUAAAUUGCGAUUUCUUGGAUCUGCAGUAUGAGAUGUGAGUAUUGCACUUAAUAACUUAUGCUAUAGAGCUUUGAUUAUCUAGUCCUUUUCUCUUUCCUUUCAGUGAAGAUCUGAUUGAUGAUAUAGAUGAUAUUGAGGAUCAUAUCGAAAAACACAUCGCAGUGAUAGAGAACAUGAUGAGAAACGAAUGGAUCUCGUAAGCCUUGAAGAGGAUCUUGAAGACUUUGAAGAUGACUGAAGAGAACGAAUCUUGAAAUUGGAAUUGAAGGAUUGAAAAACUAAUGGAAAUAAUUUAUAAGUCAAGUCUAGUCUGAACGUUACAAUAUAACCUAAUGGGACUUCAUAUUCACCUCUCUG
This is a messenger RNA of Phlebotomus argentipes, 2615 nucleotides long. RefSeq names its product dual specificity mitogen-activated protein kinase kinase dSOR1 (gene Dsor1). Gene Ontology annotation, biological process: protein phosphorylation. The record is from RefSeq and is a predicted model, not a curated record. The transcript is spliced from 3 exons. Lineage: Eukaryota; Metazoa; Arthropoda; Insecta; Diptera; Psychodidae. Bases 158 to 1381 code for a protein of 407 amino acids. Gene Ontology annotation, molecular function: protein kinase activity; ATP binding.